GCAGGAUUUCAGGAGGGGAGCUUCUCUCAGGGGUAGGGAUCAGACACUCUACGUCCACAUUCACGAGUCUUGCCGCCUCUCCAAGCCGACUCUGCCCGAACGGCAAACAAUGUGAAUGUGCCAAUGUGCAGCCCGCUAUCGUGCGGUACACAUCUCUCAAUCCUUACAAAUCAGAUCAAAAAAAUUACGAUUUAUAAUCACAAUUUUUUCAGAAAUCUCAUUAUCAGCGCAGAUUAGAAACAAAUUAGGUUAAUCGAGUUGAUUCUUGAAUGACUAUUAUUAAAACUAGAGGGGGAACAAAAAGCCGGCCGGCAUCCGGGUUUUCGAAAGUGCAUGUUUUCUAUAACCUGUGAAUUUGACAAUAUUUUGUGAAAUUUGUGACUUUGUGAUUCUUGGUUAGGUCAAGUGUUGAUUUUGUGUUCUGUGUUUGAAACAAUCCCCCGUUACGGGAAGUGCAUGCGUGUGUUUUCAUUUCUUGUUUGAGUUUGUUUUUAAAAAGGGAGUAAAAAAAAAUGAUUUUGGAUUGAUUUUUCUUUAGUUGAGUUUCUUUUUGUCACUGUUUUCAGAAUUUGGACUUGAUUUUCUUUGUUUUUUAUUUUGAGUUUGUUUUUUUUGCGAAUGGGGUAUUAAUGUUCGGUGGUGGUGGAGGUGGCGGUCGGGAAUGGAUGCGAGAGGAUCGGCCGCUGAAGAGGCGCCGCGCGGCGUCGCGACGCCUUCGCCGGUGCCCCAAAAGAACACAGCGACAACAGGCGCCACGUCGCAGAACGUCGUCGUGCUUUCCAGCCCGCCACCCACUCAAACUGGCCAUCAGACCCCAGGUUCAGUCCCCAGGAUACUCAGUCGGAACAUCAAUGGCACGUUGGUGCAAACCUCGGUACCCCAGAACGAGGCGGAGUUGCAACUUUAUCGAGUUAUGCAGAGAGCCUCUCUUCUUGGAUACUACGACACGCUUCUCGAAAUGGGAGGAGAUGAUGUUCAGCAAUUAUGUGACGCUGGAGAGGAGGAAUUUCUAGAAAUAAUGGCCCUUGUUGGAAUGGCGAGUAAACCACUCCACGUUAGACGUCUUCAGAAAGCGCUUCAAGAGUGGCUGACUAAUCCCUCCCUGUUUCAAACACCAGUGGUGCCAACAUCAGCAACAACUUUGAAAACCCCACCCGUGUCUGGAUUCUCACGUAUGAGUCCAAGACUUCAGCAGACAAACUCUUCUGCAAGUUUAACAUCUUCACAGUCAAUGACAACUCCGACACACGUGUCGCUACCACCUUUGCCUUGCAGAAGUGUCAGUCCUGUUGUGCCUACCUCUAAUGUGGUUACACCUGUGGCCUCUUCAACCUUUAGGCACAGUCCUAGUCCUAAUGCUCCUCCAUCUUACACUGCUGCUCACAGUCCGGGUGUUCUGCAGGUCGGAACUUGCGAGUCUUCCUGUGGAAGCGGAACUACUCCAAGUCCUAGUGGAGUUGCACCACCUAGUCCAACUCAACCAACACCAACUCUAGCGCCUUCUCAAGUUCAAAGACUCGCUGAAGCUGCAGAGCGUCUGGCAGCUUCACUCAGGCCUCUGGAUCCUAAGCCCCAUAAUGUUAAAAAGAAGAUUUGCAAGAAUCUUGAGGUAGUGAUGGCUAUGUCAGAUACAGAUCCCCGCAGAAUGGAAGAAAUUAGGAAAUACGCCGCCAUCUACGGUAGAUUUGAUUGCAAAAGAAAACCAGAAAAGCCGCUGACUCUUCACGAAGUUUCCGUGAAUGAAGCUGCUGCUCAAAUUUGUAGAUUUGUUCCUGCCUUGUUGACCCGAAGAGAUGAACUCUUUCCCCUGGCGAGGCGAGUUGUCAGAGACUCGGGGUAUCACUACUCUAAAAAUCAGUAUUUAUCCUUGUCGAGGUCGCGUGAAAAUGGCGAUGAAAGCGACGCGGAAAGAUCGAAGCGCCAGAAGUUUGAGCUCGAGGGCGAGGGUGAGGAUUCGUCGCAGAUGGAAUUAGAUCUUCGUUGCUCAGCUACGGAAAUUAACAGUUCGAAUCUGAGAAGACAACGAUCGUCGAGUCCAGUUUGGAGGAAGAAGAGUAAUAAUGGUUUAUUCAGCUCUAAUAUCGAGGAAAUCAGCGAUUCCGAUAGUCAAUUUUCAUUCUCAAAUGAGGAAUCUUCAUCCUUACAAGAUAUGCACGAUACUGAGGGAGAUAAAAUGGAUAAGGAGAGUGAUUUUAAUCUCAAGGUGAUAGCAUCUCGUGGAGACAAUAUAAUUGCAGUGGCAAAUCCUGCCUUAAUGAACUGCAAUCACCCAAUAAAAGAAGAGCCAGUAGACGAAAAAUCGACCCUGUGAUUAUUUUAUUAUUUUGUAAAUUAUAUUGUUUAAGUUCCCACCCACAUCGUGAAAAAUGCAAUACGUAAUAGUAAUUCUUAUUGUGAAUGUAAUGAUCGAGUGCAAUAUGGUAAAAGUAUGAAAUGCUUAUCACCAUAAGAUUAAUAUUAAAAUUAAAACAUUAAUUAUUAUAAAACUGUGCUUAGGGAGCUUGAAUGACAAAUUAUUUUUUUCAUUCUAGAGUAUUAAAUUUCAAUUUCAUUUCACAUUCCAUGACUGCAGAUAUUCAUAUUAAUUUUUUAUUUUUGUGAAAUAAUUCUUUAACUAAAUCUAGAAUAUCUAUAAGAUUUGAUAGAUCUUUCGCUUUUAUAUGACAAAAGUUGUUAUCUAGUUUUAGCAAAGUACUCGAAAAAUACUCGCGAAUACUCGUCGACAACUAUGAUUAAAUAAUGAUGAUAAUAAUAACUUGCAAACAUGCAUUUGUAAAUAAUUAAGUAAU
This is a messenger RNA of Belonocnema kinseyi, 2789 nucleotides long. RefSeq names its product NGFI-A-binding protein homolog (gene nab). The coding region runs from base 662 to 2311 and encodes 549 amino acids. Gene Ontology annotation, cellular component: nucleus. The record is from RefSeq and is a predicted model, not a curated record. NCBI's taxonomy places the organism in Eukaryota, Metazoa, Arthropoda, Insecta, Hymenoptera, Cynipidae. Gene Ontology annotation, molecular function: transcription coregulator activity; transcription factor binding. The transcript has 10 exons. Gene Ontology annotation, biological process: negative regulation of DNA-templated transcription.